Messenger RNA from Gymnodraco acuticeps, 3817 nucleotides. RefSeq names its product solute carrier family 22 member 13. Lineage: Eukaryota; Metazoa; Chordata; Actinopteri; Perciformes; Bathydraconidae. The record is from RefSeq and is a predicted model, not a curated record. The transcript has 10 exons. Gene Ontology annotation, biological process: transmembrane transport. Gene Ontology annotation, cellular component: membrane. Bases 211 to 1950 code for a protein of 579 amino acids. Gene Ontology annotation, molecular function: transmembrane transporter activity.
UUUGCACCGUGUGGGAGGAGAAUCACAGAGGCACUUGUUGGUUAGGGUCUUAUUUUUUCCAUCUUCCCACUUAAUAGACCUACGGUAUGCACCCUCGAUUGGAGAAACUAUUUGCCAGCUUUGGGCAGGAAGUGGGAGAAGUUUCUGCCUUUCAGGUAAUUUCAGGACUGCUCAAGAUGGGUCAUGUUGGAAGAGCUGGACUAGCAGCACAUGGGAACUGAUGUCCUUGUUGUUUACAUCCUGAGGAACCAGCCACAGCUCCCCACAUCCACUCUGAUACGGGUCUGCUUGGUGUCGACACUCUGCUUGGUGUCACACACUGCACAUUUCCACUUCCUUCUCCAAAUUGUCCUACAUUUCCCCAAAAUGAAUUUCGACCAGAUCCUCUCUGCAGUCGGAGGCUUCGGGAGGUAUCAGAAAACUCUGUACGUAUGGAUUUGUUUACCCCAGAUCCUCCUCGCUUUCCACAUGAUGGUGAGCAUCUUCACCGGAUCCUCGCCGCCCCACCACUGCCGAGAGAGCUCCAGCUCAGUACACGGGAAUCAGUCCUCAUUACCGGGUACACUCAGUGGGAACUUCAGCCUCUCGGAUUCCUCCUGUUUCUCUUCAGAUGUCAACCGGACUGAGCGUGUGCCAUGUGGACAGGGCUGGGUGUACAGCAAGGAGACUUUCCAGAGUACCACAGUCACCGAGUGGGACCUGGUGUGUGACAGAGCGGGACUGAACAGUCUCGGGUCGUCUGUCUACAUGUUCGGCCUGCUGGUGGGCUCUGUGCUGUUUGGAGCCAUGGCUGACAGGUACGGCCGACGCUUCGUCCUGCUGCUGUCCAUCGCUCUUCAGACCUUGUUUGGAGUCGCCGUGGCCUUUGCACCAAACUUCCCCAUCUAUGUGACUCUCCGCUUUCUAGUUGGCACCACGAUAUCGGGAGUCAUCAUCAACGCCUUUGUACUUGGCACUGAGUGGACGUGCACCAAAAGACGCAUGCUGGCUGGUAUAAUCACCGACUACGCCUUUGGUCUGGGCUACAUACUGCUAGCGGGCGUAGCAUACUUGAUACGAGACUGGAGAAAGUUGCAACUGGCCAUAUCGGCCCCCGGUUUCCUGCUCAUCUUCUAUAUAUGGGUGGUUCCUCAGUCGGCCCGAUGGUUGUUGGCCAACGACAGAAGGGAGGAAGCCAUCGCACUCCUCCGCAAAGCAGCACUAGUGAACGGCCGUGUCUUACCUCCUGCUGUACAAAUUGAGAAGUUAAGUGGAGGGAAGCAAAGUUAUUCAGCAGUGGAUCUCGUAAGAACUCCUCAAAUGAGAAAGAGGGCUUUCAUCUUGUUCUACAUCUGGUUUGUGAAUGUGCUGGUGUAUUACGGCCUCUCUCUGGGUGUGUCCAGGCUGGGGACCGACAUCUACCUGACCCAGUUUGUGUUCGGGUUGGUUGAGAUCCCGGCCCGUUCUGUGGUCCUGCUCGUCCUGCCCUACAGUCGUAGACUCUCCCUAAGUGGAUUUCUGGCUGUGGGAGGACUCGCCUGUCUGCUUACGCUCGCUGUUCCUCAAGAUUAUCCCCAUGUCCAGACUGGUCUUGCCAUGGUGGGAAAGUUUGGCAUAACAGCGUCCUUUGCUGUAAUCUAUGUGUACACUGCUGAGAUUUUCCCCACUGUGCUUCGGCAAACAGGACUAGGUGUGUCCUGCAUGUUUGCGAGGAUGGGCGGUGUGUUAGCUCCCAUGAUAAACAUACUUCACAGCUACAGCCCCACUACACCUCUGCUCAUCUUUGGUACCUUCCCGCUGCUCGGGGCUCUCCUGGCCCUGGCGCUGCCCGAAACGGCCGACAGACCUCUGCUAGACACGGUGGAGGACGCAGAGAACUGGGACAUGAGGUCGCCUUCCGACAAGGAGAAGGCUGAGAUGUCUGAGGAGACGAGCCAAUCAGUAAGCAGCACAGAAAAGCAGGAGAUCUAGCUAACUGUGUGUGAAGUGUGCACAAAUUCAAUUAUUCACAUUAACACAACAACCUCAACUUUGUUACCGGGUACUGUACUUAAGAUGAGACACUACAGACUUCCUCACAUGCACUGGUUGAAUUUUAGAUUUGGGGCCGUUGUGCCUCUAUUACACGUCUUUUUGAAAGAGUUUCAAAUAAAAACAUCCUAAAUGCUCAUUAGGGGAUUAGUUUACUACACUUUGUAUAUAUGCGUCCGUAGAUUUCUCCUUAAUCUGCCAAAAGUUAGCAUUAGUCAAUGAACCAUUUGCAUAUUUAAACAUAACAAUUUCUAGUUAUACAAAGAACAUUUUCAAUCAACUAUGGAAGUUUAGAGGGUUAGUUAGGGCAGUUUUCUCCAAUGUUUUUUCCCAGACAGAAAUCCCCACUUCAGCAGCACUUAUGUAGAUCUAUUCUGAAGUUUUUAUAUCAUUCAUAGUCUGAUUCAAAUUAUGUUAUUCUUAUUUUAUAUUUUUUAAUGGAUGUUUUCUGAUACAUGGAGUGAUAACAAGAAAGACCCAAAUGUCCCUCUGUAUAAACCUUUCACUUUCAAACCUGUCAAUGAAAUGAAACCAUUUAAAACCUGGCUUUUUCCUAUGUUUGGAUUUCUGCUACGAAAAUGUAUGCCAAUUCCUGAUUAGCUUAUUUAAACAAAGAUUUCAGAAAACAUGGGUUAAUGAUUUCCUUAAGGGGAAAUGUGCUGGUUAGUUCAUAGAUACAAUGCUCUACCCUAUUCACCUGUAGUGUAUCCUGUUCACACAACACCCUCUAUGCAAUACAUGAUCUGCAUUAAGAGCUCUAUGCAAACACACCAAACUGAAAUGCACAUACGCACAAACAGGGCUUUUAUAUUUGCUGCCAAGGCUAAUUUAACAGCCUACACUUUUUGAAAAUGAAGGUUAAAAGUAUUUCUUUACAAUCUGCUCAACUGUUUACACCUUUAGUAAAAAUCUUGAGAUGUGGUUUGAUAUAUUUUACAUACGUGAUGGGACAGAAUUUGCAGACACACAGAUUGCAUGUUUGUAUUGACUUUUUUUUUUUUUCAGACUGAAGGAUUUGUUAUUAAAAUAACUUUAAUAUUUUUAUAGAAAAGUGUACCAUGUCUGUGGACUGCUGCUGGAAUACUUUUGUGGUACUUUAAUGCUGUAUUGAAAAAGCAAACUGCCUCAAAUGUCUAUAUUCUCAAGCCAAGAGAAAUAAAGCUAGUUGAGUGAGAUUGCAUAGUUAACUGUAUCAAUGUAACAUUUUGUCAGACUUACGUAGCUCAUUAGCGGUUUUUUAUGGAUGCAAUUGAAUGUUUCUGUGAUUAGAAUGUGAACAUAUAUUGAUAUCAGCAUCAUUUGUAAAAGUUUGCUGACUUUUUUAUUGUAUUGAAUUAUACUUGGAUGUCAAAUGGAUUAUUAUUGAAACUGAAAUAUCUGGUACUGUUGACUUUUACAUGAAGUUUUUAAGGGCUGUCAUUUUUAUAAAUAGGAAUGUGUAAUACAGGUAAAGGCAUGCAUCAGGAGCAUUGGUUAUGUAUUAUGCCAUGACCCUCAGGCAAAAGGAAUUUGGUUCUCCUAAAUCUAUUAUUCCCAUCGACAAGAACUCAGUGAAUCCAUAUUCUAAUGCAUGACUCUGCUAAAGCAUGCAUUGCUGCUGCCCAACAGUGUUUGAACAGGUUUGCUUACCAACAAAAGGGUCACAGACGCCAUUAAACCUUAUUUCUUUUUUAUUGCAUUGAUUCCUGACCAUUGCAUUUGAAUGCAACAAAGUAAAACAUUUAAAUGUAAAAAAAUGUACUUUGUACAACUGAAUUGAAGGCACUGCAGAUUUGUGGCACCAGCAAUAAACUUGUUAAAAACUGUG